Molecule: messenger RNA, 2416 nt
Organism: Oldenlandia corymbosa var. corymbosa
Lineage: Eukaryota; Viridiplantae; Streptophyta; Magnoliopsida; Gentianales; Rubiaceae
Source: the annotation of a GenBank genome assembly
UUUUAAAUAACUCAUGUGCUGUGCUGAGUACUGCUCAAUCGAUCUGGAGUUCUUUUCUCUUUCAGAGCAUGUCACCAUUUUAUAUCCCCAUCACAUUUGUGACUUGUCCUGCCAUCGUCUAUACCUUGUCCUCCCCUCCGAAGGUAUUUAUUUAUACAAGGCACAACUAAUUAGUUUAAGUUUGUACUUUGAAAAUGGAAUCUGAAGAACUAUUUAAUAAAUAACCUAACGCGGCGGUAUUUGUAUCACUCAGUGUCAACAAAGAAAUCUGUUUGCACCUACUCAGUUUCUGCAGACUAUUCGACCCAUUCUGCAACAAAAGCAAUCGAUUAAGUAUAAUCCAAUUACACGUCCUGGAUUUGUACAUGCACCAUAUUUAGAGUUUUUAAGCCACUAUUUUUAGUAGGAGUACUUGGUUACAUCAGCAAAAGCUUAGCUGAAUAUGAACUAAACCACUCAUUACAUGGUAGAAGAAACUUCCUGUUCUUAAAAUUAGACAAUGUCCUUGUCAAUUUGCUUGUCAGGGUAGACAUGCAUUUACUGUGUUAUUAACAGGUCAAGCUGAGCUGAGUACUAAGACAUCAAUUUGUAUUUGCCUUCUUAUGUAUGAUUGUUCUAUCAUCUUCCUUUCCUUAUAAUUACUACUAACCUAACGCAGCAGCAUUUGUAUCACUGAACUUUACAAGGCAAUCGUUUUUGUGUUACUCACCUGUGCAGACUUCAAACCAUUAAAACAGCUGCAACAAAGCUAAUACUAUUUCACUCAGAUGGGUGAAACUCAGCUUCCGGUGUCUCCUCAUGUUCUAAUUUUCCCUUUCCCGGCACAGGGUCAUGUGAAUUCGAUGCUUAAGUUAGCAGAGCUUCUGUGCCUUUCCGGGUUCAAAAUCACUUACCUGGUCCCCAAAAACAUCCACCAACGUCUCCUCCUCCACACCAAUAUCGAAUCCCGUUUCUCCCAAUAUCAAGGAUUUUGUUUACAGAGCCUUCCCGAUGGCAUUUACGAAGGGAGUGUCAGCACCGGCGAUGACGUAGUGAAGCUAUGCGAUUCUCUCAACUCAGUGGCGGUUCCAUUCCUAAGAGAGCUGUUAACUCCAAAAUCAGAUUGGAACAACACCAAAUCUCCAAUCACAACCAUAAUUGCUGACGGGAUCUUCAGUGUGGUCAUUGACUUUGCUCAGGAGAUCGGUGUGCCCAUCCUCUAUUUCCGCACAAUCAGUGCUUGUGCAUUCUGGGCUUACUUUUCCAUACACGAACUUAUUGAAGCUGGCGAAAUUCCUUUUUCAGGAAAUGACAUGGACUUAGCCAUAAAAAAGGUAAAGGGCAUGGAGGCGUAUCUCAGGGGGCGUGAUCUUCCGAGUUUCUGCCGAGCCACUGACAUCGGAAACCCGAUUUUGAAGAUUCUUUCGAAAGAAACGCGAGAAACAGCUAGGGCUAAUGGACUGAUCAUGAACACAUUUGAUGAUUUAGAAGGACCAAUCUUGUCUCAAAUUCAGAUCCAUUGCCCGAACAUUUACACGAUUGGACCACUACAUGCCCAUCUCAAAUCCAGAUUGGCUGCAGCGAACUCAAAUUCUGCACCGAACACUUCUUCAAACAGCUUGUGGGCAGAAGACAGAAACUGCAUCCAGUGGCUGGAUCAACAGCCGUCAAAAUCAGUGCUUUACGUGAGCUUCGGGAGCCAUGCUGUGGUGACAAAGGAACAGUUAAUGGAAUUCUGGCAAGGUUUAGUAAACAGCGGGGUGAAGUUCUUGUGGGUCAUUCGGCCUGAUUCCAUCGUCGACCAAAAUGAUGAAGAAGGAAAGAGCAAGUCAAUUCAGGAAGAAUUGGAGGCGGCAACGAAAGAAAGAGGGUACAUGGUGGGCUGGGCUCCGCAAGAGCAAGUGUUGGCCCAUCCAGCAGUUGGGGGAUUUUGGACUCACAGUGGAUGGAACUCGACAUUGGAGAGCAUCAUGGAGGGAGUACCCAUGAUCUGUUGGCCUUAUUUUGCAGACCAACAAACAAACAGUAGGUUUGUUGGGGAAGUUUGGAAGAUUGGGCUGGACAUGAAAGAUACUUGUGACAAGGUAAUUGUGGAGAAAAUGAUUAGGGAGUUAAUGGUGAUUAAAAAAGAUGAAUUUCUGAAGACUGCAAAUGAGAUAGCUAAACUGGGUAGGAAGAGUAUUGAGCAAGAUGGUUCAUCAUAUUGCAAUCUUGAUCGUCUCAUUCAGGACAUCCGGCUAAUGAGCAACCCAGAACAAUAAUUAUCAUGUACUGUCAUUGGGCCGAACCGUCCUGCCUGGACAAAUAUGUCUCUAGAUAUUUUUUUUGUUCCUUCAAUAAGCUGUUAUGAAGUUUUGCCUUGUUCACAAGUUUUAAUUCUAUACUGAUUCUAUACAAACCAAAUACAAUCUUUCCAUACACGAUACUACUCCCUCCG